ACCAGCCAGCCAUCUCAAACAGAGCCAAAACCAAAAAUUUAGGGGUCUUUAGAGCAGACUAUUUUCUUUUCUCCUUUUCAGUCCACUACGCUUCCCUCUCUUCGUGAUCAGAAAUUUAUAUUAUUAAGGAAAAUUUUACAAUUUCUCCUUGGAAAAUUAAAAUUUCUAUCGUCAUUUUCACCUUGAUCGCCUACUGUCACUUGGUCCUGCACACAUUCACUUAACUCGUUGUAUUUGGAUCAUAUCUCAUAGCAAAUUCUGAUUAUUUUCUUUUUUGGGGUUUUUGGUUUUGUCUUUUGCCUCAAAUUUGUGGGGGAAGAUUUGGUAAUUUGUGGAAGUUUCGUGAGAAUUCUGGCUGAUUCUUUAAUUUUAAGAUUUUGUUAUGUCUGAUUAUUGGAGGAAUAUUUGGUGAAUUUUGGGGUUGUUUGAGGUUUGGGUUGAUUGAGUUGGAGAACAUUGGUAUCUUCUGUGAUUUCUUUAGGUUAAUUGUGAUCUGCUUGGCGGUAUUACAAUUCAACGGUUUGGAUCCGAUCGGGGGAGAAACAGCGCCAUCAGAUGGCGCUGUUCAGACGUUUCUUUUACCGGAAGCCGCCGGAUCGGCUUCUCGAGAUCUCUGAGAGAGUCUAUGUGUUUGAUUGUUGCUUCUCCACUGAUGUAUUGGAAGAAGACGAGUACAAAGUGUACUUGGGCGGCAUUGUGGCACAAUUGCAGGAUCAUUUUCCUGAUGCUUCCUUCAUGGUUUUUAACUUUAGAGAAGGGGACAGGCGAAGUCAAAUAUCAGACAUUUUAUCUCAAUACGAUAUGACAGUCAUGGAUUAUCCUCGUCAAUAUGAAGGGUGUCCCAUGCUUCCGCUGGAAAUGAUCCACCAUUUCCUUCGAUCUAGUGAAAGUUGGUUGUCUUUGGAGGGGCAACAAAAUGUUUUGUUAAUGCACUGUGAAAGAGGAGGAUGGCCUGUCUUGGCAUUCAUGCUUGCAGGUCUUUUGUUAUAUCGGAAACAGUAUAGCGGGGAGCAGAAGACUCUUGAAAUGGUCUACAAGCAAGCUCCUAAAGAACUUCUGCACCUUUUGUCUCCUUUAAAUCCACAACCUUCUCAACUAAGAUAUCUGCAGUACAUUUCUAGAAGAAAUUUUGGUUCUGAGUGGCCUCCAUCUGAUACGCCUUUGGUUUUAGAUUGUCUGAUGCUUAGGGCCCUUCCAAUAUUCGGCGGUGGGAAGGGUUGUAGGCCCGUUGUACGUGUUUAUGGUCAGGAUGCUAGAAAGCCAGCCAAUAGAACUUCUAAGCUUCUGUUCUCAACUUCCAAGGCGAAAAAACAUCUUCGGCACUAUUCACAGGACGAGUGUCUGCUAGUGAAAAUAGAUAUAAGAUGCCGCAUUCAAGGGGAUGUUGUUCUUGAAUGCAUACAUUUGGAUGAAGAUCUUGUCCACGAGGAGAUGAUAUUUAGAAUUAUGUUCCACACGGCAUUUGUUAGAGCAAAUAUUCUGAUUCUCUGUCGUGAUGAAAUUGACAUUCUCUGGGAUGCCAAGGACCAAUUUCCAAAGGAGUUUAAGGCAGAGGUACUUUUUGCGGAUCGUGAUGCUGUGAUCCCUAAACUCACUACAGUUAAUGCAAACGAGGAUGAUAAUGAGGCAGAUACUGCUUCACCCGAGGAAUUUUUUGAGGCUGAGGAGAUAUUCAGCAAUGUGAUAGAUGCACGGGAAGCAAAGAGUGACAAUGAUACUCACGUAGACCAUGACAACAUGUCAGUUGGUAUAGAACAUAAAGAAGUCUUUAGGGACUCAUUUGAUGACAGGAAUCACAAAGAGGAUGGAAGGAUGGAUAGUACUGCUGAUGCAGUGAAGGAUAUUGGUGUUGAUGAUGUGAAGUACAAGGUUGAUGAGAUGGUGGAUCCUGAUCUUCAAGCAGUGAAGGAUAUAGCUGUGGAUGAUGGAGAUAUGAAGUUAGAUCCCACGGUUGUUGCUGUUGAUAUGUUGAGUAAUAAUGCAAUAAAGGAAGUGACUGAAGAUGCAAGUGGAGAAUUCAAAGAUAUGGAAGAUAAGGCUAAUGGAGGAAACAGUACCACAAAAAUGUGGGGAUCCAAGCUUCCACAUAUAAAGUUAAGUGUUGAUCAUGGUAGACAAAAGGUUGAGAAGGUAGUGCCACCUUCCCCUAAGAGACAACCUACUUCGAACACAAAACCUGUUGUUGCGGAUUCAGCUGCAGUGAAACAAAAAAUCAAACAGCUUGAACCGCUGGGAACUAAUGGAAAACAAGCAAGGCCAAGUACUGUACCCCGUUGGAUAACCCCUAAUAAAGCUCCUUUUGCUAAUUCAAUGCAUGUAGCACAUCCGCCAUCUAGAUAUAAUAGUGCACCAUCUGCUCUUGCCCUUGUUGCUUCUCCGAAGGAUUCAAAUGCUGAUUCCCAUGUAAAGGCUUCUUGUGAUACCACUAUUCCUGCAGAUUUAACUACAAAUGAGCUUACUUCCCCUCCAGUUGUAUUGCCACCUUUGGGUGCAACAAAACUUGUGCCUCCCCCACCCCCACCUCCACCUCCGCCUCCGCAUCCACCACAUUUGAGCAAUAUUUCUGCCCAAGACUUUAGUAGAAGCUCCACCUCCACCCCCACCCCCCUCCACCUCCACCCCCCACCCCCACCCCCCACCCCCACCCCCACCUAUCCACAUCAUUUAACUACGGCAGAAUCUCCACCUCCACCCCCUCCCUCUCCCCCUCCUCUUGCUUCAUCUAAUAGGCAAAAAAUUGGAAUGGCAUUACCUCCAACGCCACCUCCACCCCCUUGGAAAUAUGAGAAUACUUCAUUUGCCCCUCCUUCAACUUCAACUUUUCCUCCUCCAAAUUCUGUUAGCAUUUCAACAAUUACAAAGGUUGGUAUAGUUGGACUUCCUACUCCACCUCCACCUCCGCCGCCUCCUCCACCACCUAUGCGUGGUACUGCUCCAACAAUGCCCCCACCUCCUCCCCCACCGCCAUUGCCAGGACGUGCACCUCCACCACCACCUCCUUUGCCAGGACUUGGAGCUCCACCGCCUCCACCACCUCCACCACCUCUACCUGCACAGAAAGCUUCGCCACCACUAUCACCAUCUCUGAGAAGUGGUGCUCCUCCUCCUCCUCCUCCUCCAUUGUGUGGACCCCCGCCACCUCCACCACCACCAGGGCGAGGAGCCCCACCUCCACCACCACCACCAGGGCGUGGAGCCCCACCUCCGCCACCGCCACCAGGUCGUGGAGUGCCACAGCCACCACCUCCUCCUGGAGGUAGAGGUCCGCCUCCCCCACCGCUGCCUGGAGGUAGAGGUCCGCCUCCCCCACCUCCUCCUGGAGGCUGUGUUCCUGGUCCUCCUGCUCCACCUGGAGGUCCAGGUGGUGGACCCCCUCCACCUCCUCCCUUUGGUGGCAAAGGAGCUGCAGCUGAUACGAGAGGCCUAGCUUCUGGAAGAGGACGUGGUCGUGGUUCAGGGAUGGGUUCAGCUGCUGGAGCACCUAGAAGAUCAUCCUUAAAGCCUUUGCAUUGGAGCAAGGUAACAAGGGCACUGCAAGGAAGUUUGUGGGAGGAGCUGCAGAGACAUGGGGAGCCCCAAAUUGCGCCCGAAUUUGAUGUGUCAGAGCUAGAGACCCUUUUUUCUGCAACAGUCCCUAAAUCUGCUAGUUCAGGAGAUAAAGAUGGGGGAAGACGCAAGUCUGCUGGAUCAAAAACAGACAAAGUUCACCUGAUUGACCUGAGGAGGGCCAAUAACACUGAAAUUAUGCUCACAAAAGUUAAGAUGCCACUGUCUGACAUGAUGGCUGCAGUUCUAGCUAUGGAUGACUCAAUAUUAGAUGCCGACCAAGUGGAAAAUCUAAUAAAAUUCUGUCCUACUAAGGAGGAGAUGGAACAACUCAAGAAUUACACUGGCGACAAGGAGAACCUGGGAAAGUGUGAACAGUAUUUUCUGGAGCUGAUGAAGGUGCCUCGUGUUGAGUCGAAAAUGAGAGUAUUUUCUUUCAAGAUUCAGUUCGGCUCUCAGAUAUUGGAAUUUAAAAAGAGCCUGAACACAGUAAACUCUGCAUGUGAAGAGGUUCGAAAUUCCCUCAAGUUGAAGGACAUUAUGAAGAAGAUCCUUUAUUUAGGGAAUACACUGAACCAAGGAACUGCAAGGGGUUCAGCAAUUGGAUUUAAGUUGGACAGUCUUUUAAAACUUACUGAUACACGUGCUUCUAACAGCAAAAUGACACUUAUGCAUUACCUUUGCAAGGUACUUGCAGCGAAGUCCCCAACGCUUCUAGAUUUUCACCUGGAUCUUGUUAGCCUUGAACCUGCAACUAAGAUACAAUUAAAGUCUUUAGCAGAAGAAAUGCAAGCUAUAAUCAAGGGGCUAGAAAAGGUGAAACAGGAGUUGGCGGCAUCAGAAAAAGAUGGUCCUGUAUCUGAAGUUUUCCGAAAGACAUUAAAAGAAUUCAUUUCUGUUGCUGAGACGGAGGUAGCUUCUGUGACAAAUCUAUACUCUGUUGUGGGUAGAAAUGCAGAUGCACUUGCACUAUAUUUUGGUGAGGAUCCAGCUCGUUGCCCAUUUGAGCAAGUUACUGCAACCCUAUUAAAUUUUGUGAGGUUGUUUCGGAAAGCACAUGAAGAGAAUUUAAAACAGGCUGAAUUAGAAAAGAAGAAAGCUGAGAAGGAGGCUGAAAUGGAGAAGGCGAAAGGAAUUAAUCUUACCAAGAAGAGUGAGAAGUAGCUGUGAAUUCAUUUCUUCCUUCCCCCCACACAGCAGUUUGAGCUCCUCCACUAUGCAGCGACUCGUGCCACAAUGUUUUUUAAGUGACAGAGAAAAAUGCUGUUGAGGAUUGUUUGGAAGUUCAUUAAAUCCUCAGCUCCAUCAUUGUCCAUUGUAGUGUGAAUUAAGCCUCACAAGGUAAAUAUAGGCGAAAGGUAAAAAAUGCUAUUCCUAGAGGCUUGUGGAGCUUAAACCUUGCAAACGGCUCAUUCAAUCGGAUGAUGAUGAUGGCUGAUGAGUCGAACACAUAGAGAUAUUUACACAAAUCAUAGAUUUUCCAAAUCAAGUGGUCACACUCAUGCUGGUGUAGCAAAUAUCCUCUGCAUGAUGUAUUGAGAUGAUGGAUAUGGCCCUCUCUGGCAUUGUUUUCUAAGAAAUUUUGUAGUCUGGGUCAACCCUCUACAGCAGCUGAUAGAUGAUUUGGUUUACAGCUUUCAUCAUUGGCUUGGCAGAAUUUUUUCAGCACCAGAUCGAAUGCCACGUGUAAAGCACAAAUCUUCUCUGUAUCAUGAAACCGUGUACAAAGCUCUAACCCUUCCCUAACAUUAGAUUAAAUUCUUUCCUUGUAACAUAUAGGGCUGUUUUUUAUGUUCCCAUCUUUUAGUUUGGUUUCUAAUUGAAAUUUUGACAUAACCCGUCCCGAAGUAUGUUGUAUAGGUGUUCAGGUUCAGAUAGAGCAAUUAGAAGACGAGCUGCUUUUAGUGCAACUGUAAUAUAACAUUGAAAUAUAGGUUGCAGGUUGAAAUUUUAUUUGUUUCUUCAAUCUUCUCCAGUUUGUAA
Molecule: messenger RNA, 5529 nt
Organism: Jatropha curcas
Lineage: Eukaryota; Viridiplantae; Streptophyta; Magnoliopsida; Malpighiales; Euphorbiaceae
Source: RefSeq, a predicted model, not a curated record